This is a messenger RNA of Aplosporella prunicola CBS 121167, 1021 nucleotides long. RefSeq lists its product as uncharacterized. Gene Ontology annotation, biological process: protein targeting to ER. Gene Ontology annotation, cellular component: membrane; signal peptidase complex. NCBI's taxonomy places the organism in Eukaryota, Fungi, Ascomycota, Dothideomycetes, Botryosphaeriales, Aplosporellaceae. Bases 128 to 880 code for a protein of 250 amino acids. The record is from RefSeq and is a predicted model, not a curated record. The transcript is spliced from 2 exons.
AUCUACCCGGAGGAUUCGGCCCCAGGCCGCUUCCCGAAACGUGUCUAGAGAGCUUCCCCGAUUGACCGCAGCCGCCGACACCUCUCCAGCUCCAGCACCAACUUGCGCGACGCAACGAGCAACAACCAUGCAUUCGACGCUCGUGCGCGCGCAGAAUGUCUUUGGCUUCUUCACCACCGUCGCGGCCUUUGUGGCAGGCCUGAUUGCGCUGUCUGUCUUCAUCGCGCCGCAAACGCCCUCGGCGAGCAUCAAGCUCCAGAAUGUGCAGGUGGUCCGCGGAAGGCCGCACUACUACAGCUCCAAGAAGGAGGAGUACGCGCACAUCAAGUUUGACCUUGACGCCGACCUGACCUCCCUCUUCACGUGGAACACGAAGCAAGUCUUCGUCUACAUCACAGCGACGUACCCGUCGCUGAACGCGUCGGAGCCGCCCUCCCAAGCCAUCAUCUGGGACGCGAUCCUGGCCUCGCCGUCCGCGCUCUGGCACCAAAACCACUACAUCCACCCGGCGCCGAAAGGCGCGCCCGCGCCCAAAAAGUCCAAGCCCAAGUCCAAGCAGCAGCAGGCGCAGGAGCCGCUCUACCCCGCCGGCGAGCUGCACCUCGCCCGCCAGCGUCCGAAAUACCAGAUCACGGACGCGAGCGGCAAGCUGGCGAACCGCACGGACGCGGUGCUCGAGCUGGGCUGGAACGUCCAGCCGCAUGUGGGCUUGCUGACAUGGGUGGAUUGGCCCCCGUUGGCCCAGUUCGGUGGCGCGUGGCAGGAGCUUAAGGGAAGGUAUAGUAAGAACUUCGAUUUCCCGGGGUUGAAGGGCAAGAAGGAGGGGGAUACGGCGACGGCGAGGGGCGCCGAGGCGAACAAGGAGGGCGUCUAUUGGUAGAUGCUGUCGCCUGGCGCGCGCGUGGUGUCUUCGUGUGCUGUGUAUAUCUUUGUGUCGAGGGAAAAAGCCUCUCCUCUUUCAAGAACAACAGAAUUUCUUCAGACUUCCUUGCCAGUUCGCUCUCAUUUCGUCACGUCUCAC